Arachis ipaensis is the source of this 1209-nucleotide messenger RNA. RefSeq names its product tropinone reductase homolog At5g06060. Lineage: Eukaryota; Viridiplantae; Streptophyta; Magnoliopsida; Fabales; Fabaceae. The record is from RefSeq and is a predicted model, not a curated record. Gene Ontology annotation, molecular function: oxidoreductase activity.
AAAUAUAAGUAAAAGCCGCUCCAAAUAUAACAAGUACAUAUAGACAAGGUUAUUUAUUAGAAUUUUUUUCACUAGCUAAUCAUAAAUUUAAGUGUCACAUUCAUGUCACUACUAUAUAUAUAGCCCAUUCAGGAAGAUGGAAGAAAAGGCUAUUUUGUAACUAAAAAACAGAGAGAGAGAAAUAAUUAAUUAAGGAGAGAUGGCUGAAGCAUCAAACAUUGGUAGCCAAAGCAGUAGAUGGUCCCUUCAAGGGUUGACAGCCCUCGUUACUGGUGGAUCCAAAGGAAUCGGGUAUGCAAUUGUGGAAGAGUUAGCAGGGCUAGGGGCCAGGGUACACACUUGUUCUAGGAACGAAGCUCAACUUAAUGAGUCCUUACAUGAAUGGAGUGCAAAGGGAUACCAUGUCACAGGUUCUGUAUGUGACAUGGCGUCUCGUCCGCAGAGAGAAGACCUCAUUGCUAAAGUCUCUGGUUUGUUUAACGGCAAACUUGACAUCCUUGUGAACAAUGUUGGAACCAAUUUUCAAAAGGAGACCACUGAGGUCACAGAGGAAGACUUCAGAUUCCUUGUGAGCACGAAUCUUGAAUCUGCUUUCCACAUAAGCCAGCUUGCUUAUCCACUCCUCAAAUCAUCACAGGCUGCAAGCAUAGUCUUCAUAUCCUCCAUUGCAGGCGUGGUCUCACUAGACAUGAAAGGAACCAUAUACAGUGCAGCAAAAGGAGCAAUCAACCAACUGACAAGGAAUUUGGCAUGUGAAUGGGCAAAACAUAACAUAAGGACUAAUUGCAUUGCGCCGGGGCCAAUCAAAACCAGUCUGGCUGAAAGGGUAUUAAACUUAGACGGAGAGACAAAACUGUUGGAUGCUUUUGUUUCGCGAACUCCUCUUGGACGGAUGGGAGAGGCAGGGGAGGUGUCUUCCAUUGUAGCAUUUCUUUGCAUGCCUGCGGCUUCUUACAUAACUGGACAGACCAUUUGUGUCGAUGGCGGCUUAACUGUCAACGGUGUCUAAAUAACUUUGGCUUCUAAAAUGCACCUCCUAUUACUUUGUAUGAUUUAGUUGUUCGAAAAUAAGGAUCUAUCAUCAUAGAACCAUAGGCUGAAUUUGUAAUAAUCACAAAGAAAGUUUGCAUUAAUAAUAUUAUGUAUGUGAUGAUUGUAGUGUUCAAAUAUAUCCUUGUAAUGUGUUAGAAAACAUAAUUUGAUCAUCCA